Musca vetustissima is the source of this 695-nucleotide messenger RNA. RefSeq lists its product as uncharacterized. The record is from RefSeq and is a predicted model, not a curated record. The transcript is spliced from 2 exons. The annotation marks the transcript as partial. Lineage: Eukaryota; Metazoa; Arthropoda; Insecta; Diptera; Muscidae.
CUCAUUUAAAUUUAAUUAAAUCAAACGAAUCAUUCGAAUAUGCCGCAAAAGAGGCGCGAAUUGUCGAUUCUAAAAAGAAACAUGGGAGUAGACGUGAAAAGUCGUAUAAUAACAAAGGACCAGAAUGCCGCAUGCGCAGCAUUCUAACGGCAAACGUCAAAUGUAGAUAUUUUGGACUUCGCCAAUUGGAUCUCACCCUACUCUCACAACUGUGGGCCCUCAAUGAUUCUAUACAAGAAUUUCGCACCAUGAUACAGGAGAAUGAGCAAGAAGACGAUGAGACAUACUCGACCCAUUCACGUUCACCCUCACCCUAUGAUUCCGUAUCAUCCGACGGCGAUGAUGAGAUAUCAGCGUUGAAGGGUAAAAAACUCUUAGAUAUGCAAAAUGCCAAUAACAAUGCCAGUGUUAUUACAACCCAACCGAAAUUAACGCCUAAAUCCUAUGGCUCAGAAAACGAAACGACCACUAAACAACUCGCCAACAAUCGACAAUCAACAACGUCAAGCAUGGGUAGUAGUGUUGGUGGUGGUGUUGGCAGCGAUAUGGCAACAUUCUCCGAUCAGAGGUCCCAUUUGAUGAAGCCACCGUUGCCAAAACCGCUGGAUGUCAAGCCUGUGCCACGUAUGCGUAGUGCGCCACCACCACCACCCACGCAUCGUAAGAGCCAAAAUGCACCGCCCCGACCCACAUGA